Molecule: messenger RNA, 1129 nt
Organism: Musa acuminata AAA Group (dessert banana)
Lineage: Eukaryota; Viridiplantae; Streptophyta; Magnoliopsida; Zingiberales; Musaceae
Exons: 3
Coding region: 305-817 (170 amino acids)
Source: RefSeq, a predicted model, not a curated record
UCUCCGAAAUAUUAGAGAUUUUUUCUGUUUUUUUUUUAUGUUCUUCUUUGUCCUCUACAAUUAACACGGCCAAGCGAAUAAAACCUCGGAGCCGAUGAUGCGAGUCGGCAACCAAAGAACAUUUGGAUCCAUUCGGAUCCGACAGGUUAACAAGGCGUCGUGUGAUUCGCCGGGAUGCCGCCCGCCCGUUUAGGACGAGACAAGGAAGUGGACGUCGAGAUUCGCGUCGGGAUGCUGAGCUCCAGAUCGGGUUCGCAGGGCCGUUCAUCAUUACGGUGCUCCAAGUAGUCCCGACCGAACUCGCAUGGAACGCAAUCCGACGAGGCGGCGCCGGCGGCGUUCACGCUUCGCGGUGGAUCUGGAAACAUCUCUCUCUCUCUCUCUCUCUCUCUGCUGUCGUCGGUCACGGCUCCGUCUCGAGGGCUGCGACGAUCCGGCACAUUUUACUUGUGUGUGUAAGCACGUGCACCGAAAGGAGCGAAAUUCACAGCACCUGAUGCAAGAUGGUCAAUCAUUAGGCAUUGCUGCCACCACUAUAGUCGGUUGUCUGGUUUAUGCUGCUUCUCAAGGGAUAUUAGCAUUCAUUUUGAAUUUGGGUAACAGAGAGCAGUCUACGAUGGGGAUGAUAAGAAGCAGUUUCUCUUUUUUGCUGGAAACUGGCUGUGGUAUUUACAUAGCCCAGAACUACAACGUCCCAAACAUAAAGAAGCUCAUAAGUACUUGGAUGUUUGUAGCAAAUCACAUAGAAGAAACCUACAGGAAACCUAACAAGGAUGUCAUCAGAAGGUAUCGAGAAACCAUGGCGGAUGAUACUUGAAGGUCACUACCAUGCCUUUUUUUCAACCUCCUCAUGCUUAGCCACAGUUACAGUGCUUCAAUUGCCUUGCUUUCCCUUGUUGAAGCUUUUGAAACUUCCAUGCGGGCCACUGCUGCGCGUGGAAAACCUUGAUGCAACUCUUUUGUAAACUUUUUUACUUACAUAGGGCUAUGUAAAUACUCUAUAUGUCCUUCCAAUUUUAUCGGGCGUCUUCAGAGUGACAUCAGUUUUGAAGACAACUAACAUUGAUAUAUAAUCUAAACAUUUGUCGGGGGAGGUUCCGAAUUUUUAUUUUUAUUUUUAACUUUCAUA